UCCCCUAUACGUGCAAGGGAAAUGUGGAAAAUACUCUUUUUUAUAAUAAUGCUUUGACUUUUUAUUUGGUCAAUGAAAGUGGUAAAAAUUCGAUGUUCACUCAUUUACUUCUCCUUUAAUUUGACCAAAUUCGAAGUGUGUAAUGUACAGAGAGCCUUCAGUCGAUAAUAUUUCUCUUUUUGGGAAGACAUAACAGUGAGUAGCAGUCAAGUCAAAUCAAUUCAGUGACACUUUAUUUAGCGUUAAGAGAAGGCGAACUAAAGCAAAAUAACUUUCGUAAUUGAAAAUAUGCAAAGAAUAUGAAAAUUCUGAAACUGGAAUAUAAAUUGCUGAGCCGUGAUGAGAAAACUUCACUUAACGCCGCUCAUUUGCGCCCGGGUACAUCCGUUUCCGCCAAUCUAUCCGCUGGUCUUAAGUUUUCGUUCCUUUGUUUAGUUGUAUCCGUUAUAUUGUUUUUAUUGGGUUUAGGAUUGUACAUUGAUACAACAAACCCAUUUUUAAUGCAUUUAGCCUCCAAACUUGGUUACGAUAAACAGCAAUACGCUGUGAUUGUGGAUGCAGGCUCAACGGGAAGCCGCGUGCUCGCUUAUAAAUUUAAUCGUAGCUUUAUAGACAAUAAAUUGAUUUUAGCUGAAGAACUGUUUAAAGAACGUAAACCGGGACUUUCUGCUUUUGCCGAUAAUCCUGAGAAAGCUGCUUUGUCUAUUAAAUUACUACUGGAUGAAGCAAAAGCGUUCAUACCCAAGGAGAAAUGGUCAUCUACUCCGUUGCUAUUAAAAGCUACUGCCGGCUUGCGUUUAUUACCGCACAGUAAAGCAGAAAAUCUUUUAAAUGUCGUACGUGACCUGUUUACCAAGUCAGUAUUUAGUGUAGAUAUUGAUGCUGUCGAGAUAAUGGACGGUACUGAUGAGGGUAUUUUUUCAUGGUUUACGGUGAAUUUUCUUCUGGGCCGACUAUCGAAAUCUAAUCAGGCUGCGGCAUUAGACUUGGGCGGUGGAAGCACGCAAGUAACUUUUGCACCGACUGACCCUGAACAAGUGCCACUUUAUGAAAAAUAUAUGCACGAAGUGAAAAUUAGUUUGAAUAAAGAAAUUAACGUGUUUACUCAUUCUUAUUUAGGCUUGGGCCUAAUGGCAGCCCGUCACGAAGUCUUUACAAAGGGUUACAAUCCGGAAGAGACAAAUAUUGAAUCCGCUUGUGUUAAUCCCAUAAUAAGUAAUCGGACUUGGCUUUACAAUAACAUUGAAUAUAAGAUAAGUGGCAAGGAUUCCGGUAAACCAUCGCAAGAAAAUCCUGUAGUGGAUUUCGAUGUAUGCUUAGAGUUGAUAAAGAGCAAAGUUAUGCCUAAAGUGAAACCCAAACCGUUUUCAUUGAAACAGCAUACCAUAGCAGCCUUCAGUUACUAUUUUGAAAGGGCGAUAGAAUCAGGUCUCAUAGAUCCAUUUCAGGGCGGAGAAAUUACCGUAGAAUCGUUUCGAAAGAAAGCUUUGGAGGUUUGCCAAACUCCAAAUGACGAACAGCCGUUCAUGUGCUUCGAUCUAACUUAUAUAUCAGUGCUGUUAAGAGAGGGCUUCGGAUUAGCCGACAAAAAAAAGAUUAAACUGUAUAAACAAAUAGAUGGGCACGAGAUCAGUUGGGCAUUGGGCUGCGCUUAUAAUAUUUUGACUAGUGACGACAAAUACAAUUCGUAAGGUUUUAUUACUACCCUAGCUAAGCAAAGUAAAUCAUUCACUGGCUUAUGUGUACAUACGGCUCUAUAUAUGUAUAUAGUUUUAUCAACGUAUAUUUAAUUACUUAAUAAUUGGACGUAUAAAAUUACAAAUUCUUUAUAAAUAGCAAACAAGUAUAUAUAUAAUAGUGUAAUAGUGCCUUAGAGUUUUCACACAUAUGCAAAAUUCUUCAGAGAAGCUGUCCUCUUUUUUUAAAGUUUAAUCAACUCUUGUCACAAUAUAAUAAUAGUUUUAAUUUUU
Glossina fuscipes is the source of this 1970-nucleotide messenger RNA. RefSeq names its product ectonucleoside triphosphate diphosphohydrolase 5 (gene NTPase). Gene Ontology annotation, biological process: nucleoside diphosphate catabolic process. The coding region runs from base 300 to 1691 and encodes 463 amino acids. Gene Ontology annotation, molecular function: UDP phosphatase activity; GDP phosphatase activity. The record is from RefSeq and is a predicted model, not a curated record. The transcript has 5 exons. Gene Ontology annotation, cellular component: membrane. Lineage: Eukaryota; Metazoa; Arthropoda; Insecta; Diptera; Glossinidae.